AUGAUGGGUUCAUUAAACGAGUCAAUAAUUGGUGGUGCCACAAAACAAAUAGUUGAGGAAGGACAUUCUGUUGGAGUAGUAAAAACCCCUGGGCGGUCGGGGUCAUCUGAUUUAUUUACAAAAGAAGGUGCGCGGGUAGUUGCGUGUUUAGUUGUAUCGCGUGAGGAUAAAGAUGAUGAUGAGAGUGAUGAGAGUGAUGGGUCUAACGGUAAUGAGUCAAAGCAGGAGAAAUCAGGCACCAAAGGAGAGAAAGAAAAAGAAAAAGAACAAGAGGAAGAGGAAGAAGAAUUAGAAUUAGAAGAAGAAGAUAAUGAUAAUGAUAAUAAGGAUGAUGACAACGACGACGAUGGAGGACAUCGGGUUUUGCUGGUUAGCGUCAAAAAGGGGGUCAACAAAUGGACGCUACCAAAGGGUGGAGUGGAGGAACGCGAGGCUCAUGAUUACGGGUUGGCUGCGAUUCGGGAGACUUGGGAAGAGGCGGGAGUUUUAGUACGUAAACUUGGCAAGGAUGGCAGGGAGGAGAGGUUGGAUAGGUUGGAUAACUUGGAUGGGUUGGAAGGAUUAGAAGGAUUGAAAGGAUUGAAAGGAAAGGUUUCAGGUAACGGUCGGACAAUUUGUGACGUGGAUCAUGUGACAAGCAGUGGGGAGUAUGUGCGGCGGAUAGAAUUGGAGGGGAUGCCUAAUGGAGAGCAGUUUGCACGGGUAGGGGUUUUCAACAAGAAGAAGCUACGCAAGUUCCCUCGGGGGAGUCAGGGGGAAGUUAUAAGCAGUGGAGAGAAUUGGAUUUAUUUCUACGAGGGAGAGUAUGGGGCGGAUGUUGGAGGGGAGGAAGAGGAGGGACCAGAAGGAUGGCGAUGGCGGUGGUUGGAGAGUGGUAAGCGAGACCGGGUUUGGGUUAAUGUUUUACAAGCUGAGCGGAUGUUACGGCGGUCUGGUCGGGAAGAGAUGGUGAGAGCGUUACAGAUGAGUCGGGUAUAUCAAAGGGCGAUUGAUAGUGAUCGGAAAAGGGAUAAGGAUGAUAAGGAUGAUAAGAAGAAGAAGAAGAAGAAAAAGAGGAAUAAGAAGAAUAAGAAUAAGAAUAAGAAAAAAAAUGGAGAUUUGAUGAAUGAGAUAGAAGUUGGUGGUAGCGGUAGCGGUAGCGGUAGCGGUAGCGGUGGCGGUAGCGGUAGUAAUAGUGGUAGUAAUAGUGGUAGUGGUAGUGGUAGUGGUAGUGGUGGUGAUUUGACCAAGAAAGGUAAAAGCAAUGAGAUGGCCAAGAGAGGUGAGAAAGGUAAGAAUGGUAAUUACCCCCCUUAUAAGAAAGGUAAGAAGAGUAGUGGUAGUGGUAGUUUGCAACAAGCCAAAGCCUAA
Molecule: messenger RNA, 1350 nt
Organism: Magnusiomyces paraingens
Lineage: Eukaryota; Fungi; Ascomycota; Dipodascomycetes; Dipodascales; Dipodascaceae
Exons: 1
Coding region: 1-1350 (449 amino acids)
Source: RefSeq, a predicted model, not a curated record